ACAAGGAACCAAAAUAAAGAAUUACAAGUAUUAUAGUAAAAUAAGUUGCUUAUUUGGGGAAAAAGAAAGAGAGAUAGGGAGGGCGAGCAAUCCACCAAGAACUCAGAACCUGCAUAAAGAUUUUCGUUCGAUUUUAGUAAAAGUGAACCUUUAGAGAAGAAAUCCCCAAGAUCGAAUUCUUUUGGAAGAAUGUCAAGAGAAAACAUCCACAGAAUCGAAAUCUCCGGUUGGCGAACAAAAGCAACCCCAAGCUCGAAUUCUUGGGAAGAAAAAGAAACAGUUCGGCUAAGAGGAUCAAUAUCAGGAUCUAACGCAAAGCAAUUUUAUGUGCCUUUCAAAAAGGAGCUGUGAUCAGUAAGGCUCUUCAGAUCAUUUCUUUAGAUCAAUGAACCUAAUCUUCGGCUAUACGGUAAACUGACCCACUAAGGAGGUCCUAAGGAAUAGCAGUUGAGUGCCCGCAGUUUUUCAAUUCAAUUUUAUAGGUUUUGGUACUGAUAAGGCUUAAGAUCUGCUAAUAUCAAUAGCUUACAAUUGAUAAUUUUCUUUUAUUAAUCGUUAAUCAAAUGUCGUUCGGGGUUUUCUUGUACCGCUAAGUUAACCAGUUCAUUCAAACAUUCAUUUUUAUAUCUGUUUGUAUCAAGACCCCCAGCAUACUAAGAAAAGACAAUACUUUGGUAAUAUCAUUUCAGGGCAAUGGAUAGGGGGGACUGGGAGAACGUGGAAACCUUGCUAAUACAAGAAGUGUGCAGAUUAUCAGACUGCGAAAGUGAGAAAUCGGAUGAAAAAGAAAUCCCUAAAGUUAAGACGGAAGAGAACCCAGGCGAAUUGCCAGUGGAAGACGUUUCUUAUAGAGAUCACUUUUUCGAAUGUGCAGUGAAAAACGAGCCACUCGAAGAGGACACAUUUGAAGAAGACUACUGUAUGUACGAUUUUCUUGUAAAAGGGGAAGAAUUUGAAGAUGAUUUACCGGGAGAUAAUGCUGACAGAACCCCGCAUAAGUGUCCUGAUUGUGCGAUAGUAUUCCCAGAAAUCAAAGAACUAAAAGAACAUGCUCGCAUUCACAACAGGUGUUCUCUUUGUCCGCGGGGUUUCGCUAGUGCAAAAAAUCUAAGACAACACUUGCGAACGCACACAGGCGAAAAUCCCUUCAAGUGCUUCCACUGUUCGAAGACUUAUAACUUGUGGCGAUGUCUGAAGGCCCACCUGCAAACGCACACGGGAAAAGGAGCCUACAAGUGCAACAAUUGCUUAAAGACCUUUUCUCAGAUUGGAAAACUUAACAGACAUAUCAAAACGCACACGCGACCGCAUGAGUGUCCCACCUGCUCUAAAAGAUUUGGAGACCGUACGAAUUUUCUCAAGCACAUGGAAUCGCAGCAUUUGCGAAAACCCCGCGAAGAUAAACCUGCUAGCUGUGACAUUUGUGCGAAGACUUUUGCAAACAGCACCGGUCUCAAGAGACACAUGCACACGCAUGCGGUGGAUUUGCCCUUUAAGUGCACCCAGUGCCCAAGGGCAUUUGCCAAUAAUACGAAUCUCAGGCGGCACACUCGAGUGGUCCAUGUGGAACCAGGCAAACGCCCGUUUCAGUGCUCCCAAUGCCCAAAGAGUUUCGGAUGCUUUCAGAGUUUUAAUCGACAUCUUAAGCUUCAUACAGAAGAAAAGCCCUUCGAGUGUUCCAAAUGUCCGAAAGCUUUCGCAACCAAAAAAUUACUAGAUACCCAUUUGAAGUGGCAUUUGCCCACAAAAUCUGGGAAUUGUAAACUACGCAUAGAAAUGAAACACUUGCUAAAGAGCUCGGAAAAAGAAGCCUAAUCUGGUCUCUAUUCUCAAAAAAUUGGGGAUUAUACAGACGGGAUGCUACUGUGUAUAUAUUGAAUAGUAAAAAAAAGUUGUACUAGUACUUGUACAUAAAACAAUUUUAUUUUAUAAAUACAAAUAUGUUCCUUUUUGCUAGAUCCUACCAAUAAGCAUUUUAAUUUUUUUGUAAUAUACUGGGAUUCUCGAUAAUUUCAAACUCAAAAUGUUAAAAAUGUUUUCGAUCGAAUAAUAAAUAAUAUUAUUUUCCGAACAAACAGGGAUAAAUAAAAACACCACCAUAAAUGUUUUAUCAUUGUUUUGUAUGUAGGUACACAAGUUUAUUCACUAAUACAUUAGUUUAAUAUUAAUUUAGAUAAAAAAAAACAAAUGCAUAACAAACAUUUAACAGAGUUCUCUUAUUUUUUGCCUAGGCUUUUUCUGGUUUUUGUGUGUAGGUUUUUCUUUUCAAUUUUCUUUUCUUGUUUUCACGUCGAUUUAUAAGUUUACAUCGAACCAUAUAUGCAUCUAAGUAUGUAUAUAUCUGUGUAAAUUGUACUUGGCUCACUUGCAAUUGUUGGUGCACCGUGCUUGGCCAAAAUCCAGCAACUCAUCCGGAUUUAUCUUAUAGCAUAACAACAUUAAACAUCUAUAAAAAGUGUUCGUACAGUAAAUUUAAUUUAACUAUGCCACGCCCCUUGCUUUUGGGCGUGUGAAUAUUUCAAUUUAUAUAUAUAUAUAUACGAAACUAUACCGAAUUAAGUUUACGUUUUAGUUUUAGAUUUACGGGUGUUUCCAUGUGUGUAGUAUGUGUGUGUAUGUAGUUGGUAACAGUCUUUUAUCACGUUUAGUUUUGGGCUAUGCGCGUUACGCACAACGUAUGGUACAUAGGUAUAUAUAGUAUAUUUAAUGUAUAUUACGAUUUAGCCUAAUAAUUGUUUAAAUCCUCCCAUUUACGCUAGUCAUUAUCUUUUGUCAGAGUUUGUUUCCGUUUCCGUCUUCAAUAUUGGAUCUAUUUUGAUUUUUCUUUUAUAUUUGUUCUACAAUCAGCGAUUAAAAAUUCGUAACUUUGAUAAUAAAAUUAAAUGGGUAGCCCAAUUUUAAAAACAUAAUAAAUACAACUUUUUUUUAGCAUUCGAAAACAAACCGGAAACGGAAACAACUACACUUUACACUGGUAACUAGCUCUACAUGCAUGUAAAAAGUCCUCCCUACGUGGUACAUGAAGUUAAAAACAACAAACUGAAUACACAGUGUGUGUGUGUGGGUGCGUGUGUGCGUGUGCUUUGUCAGGCUCACUCAUAGGUUGGGGUUAAAGGUUAUCUAUCCGUAUCUGUAUCUGUUCUGCAGCAGUUACCCAUUAACCGAUGGUCAAUCAUUAACCAUUAGUUGACCAGUUUUCUUCCAUUAAUUUGCUUUCCUUUCGGGACACUACGCUUUCUGGGACUUGAGCUGGCUGCCAGGACAGUAGUUAUCACAUCGAUGAAACCCUUCAGUCAAGAGCCGAUCUAGCUCUCCUUCUUCCUCUCUAGUCCUUGUCCUCCUCCUGGUUUCGAUCCGACUCCGAUGACUUCCGGUUGCCGGCCUUGUUCUGCAACUGCACCUCGUACUCGCUCUUGAUGUUCACAUACAGCUCGCUUUGUUUCUGGUGCUCCUGCUGCAAUGGGAUGGGAAAAUAUAUAAGAUAUAAGGUCUUAUGCAAGGAAAUUGUAGCUGAUUUGUUUCCUAUAUGGUAUUAUAUUUCAUCUAAUAAGUAGUCUGAAUAUCAUAUUCAUGACGUGUCUAGCUUACCAUGAUCUCAUCGAAUCGCUGCUCGGCAUGGGGCAACUCGUAUCGCUGGCUCUGUUCCCGCAAGUUCCUGGCCUGGUUGAGUUGUUGGGUCAGAUUUCGGCCGAUUUGGUCCAGAGAUGUGUGUAGCACGUGCUCGAUCUCUGCGGGGAAAUAAUUCAUCGUUUGUGUAUCUACAUCUUGGUUUCUUAAUUUCCCCAACAAAACAAAUACUCUUCAUUUAACAAUCUCACUUUACAUUACUAACAGUUAACCAAUAAAUAACUGGAGGUUAAAAAAAGUCUAUUAAUAAGUUCAGAAGUAAUGAAUAUCAGUUACUCAACCGUCUACUAAGUUCUAAUCAGUCAGCACUUGACCUUAAACCUUUUAUAAUUAAACUACAAGUUUGCCAGUUUUUAACCGCCAGUUAAACACUAUGGGAUCCUUGUGUCUAGCCCCGUAACUCACCAGUGCUGGGUAUAAAGCGGGACUUUACAUUACUAGCAGUUAACCAAUAAAUAACUGGAGGUUAAAAAAAGGUUAUUAAUAAGUUAAGAAGUAAUGUAUAUCAGUUACUCAACCGUGUACUAAGUGCCAAUCAGUCAGCACUUGACCUUAAACCUUUUAUAAUUAAACUACAAGUCUGCCACUUUUUAACCGCCAGUUAAACACUAUGUGAUCCUUGUGUCUAGCCCCGUAACUCACCAGUGCUGGGUAUAUAGCGCCGCUUGGCGAUCCUUUCCUCGGUCUCGGCCAGCACAGUGCUGCUCCUCUUCAGGGCGGACCCAACGGCCUGGGGAUCGGGCGUGGGUGGACCUUGACAGAAGUCACAGGGCGCAUGGGAUUCGCUGCAGGUGCAACUGCCCAGGGAGCUAGGCGACUUGGCCGCCGACCCAUGGACAUUGCGCAGAUGUUUAGCCGCCGUCACAUUGACCACACUGAUGCUCUUCGAAAUCGAGGACUUCACGGAGGAUGUUUCGGGUGGAACCAGUGCCAGGGGUGGUGUCUUGGAGCUACCUUGUCUGUGGGAGGAUAGAGCCGAGGAACCAUGAUGCGACCGACCAUGAUGGCUGCCAUAGUGAUCGCCGUGCUCUAACAUGCUGCGCGACCCAUCAUCCUGAUCAUCAUCGUCGUCCUCGUCGUCGUCCUCAUCCUCCGCCUCGUCAUCCUCAUCGCCCUCAUCAUGACCGCCAUCAUCCCCGGACUUUUGCAGAUUCUGGAUAAGCCGCAGCACAGCCUUCUCCAACAGAGCCGGAUGCUCGGAGGCCGGCACAUCGACGGUCGACUGCGGUAUCUGGGUGUUUAUGAUCACCGAGAACUUCUUCUUCAUCUCCUGGACCCGCCGUUUGCCCUCCUCCUCGCCCAGCAGCGUGUUUACGCAGACAAAGGAGUGCACCUUGUUCGUCUCCUUGUCGAUCUCCAGGUAGCCCUUCGAUUGCAGGUAGAUGAUGUUGCCGUUUCGGGUGAACAGUCGGUAGGUGGACUCGCCAUACGAACUAUUGCAGUCGUACACUAUGGGAAAUAGUAGAUGAGAUCCAUCAGUGAAAAGGUAUAUACUAUAUAUAAUGGUAUAUCCCAACUUACUUUGCCGCAGGGCCACGAUCACCCAGCGCACAUCGUCGUUGUGCAUGAAGGUGAACGGACUGAGAUUGCGCACCUCCUCCGUCAUGUAGCCGGCCACGAUUCCUAUCCUUUGAUCGCAGUCGAUGAUCCUGCCGUCGAUCAGGUGGCGGGUCCUAUACUCCAGCGUGUUGGCAUCGAUCAGGCGACUGGCGAUCUUCGGCGGACGGAUAAUUCGCGCACAGGCUGUCAGAAUCUGAAAGAGGAAAUACUGGGUAUUCCAUGUGUUAUACCACUGGCAAUUGCCAAUACAGCGAUUUGUUGGCCUUGAUUGAGUUAGCGCAGUGCACUGCACCCUUGCACUUGACGUCGAAUUGUUGUUGCUGCAAUUGGCCAGGGAAUGUUGGUUUUGGCCACUCGAGCCGUCUACUUUUUAGCCAAUUCCAAGUGCCAUUUACCUGCACACAGGUGAAUGCUAUCCGCGGGUGUGUGACUGUUUGUUUACUCAACUUGUUGCAUUCGCCGCUGAAUGGAGAAUCGAACUACACUUGUAAAACCGAAACAAAUGCCUCUAGUUGUUAUUAAAUUGUAAGUAUAGAUAUUUUCUAAUUUGUUAAUACUAGAAUGUUUCAAAUGGAAAAGGGCAAUAGAAGUUCAUCGCCAUUCGAAUGAAUAGUUAAUACAAUUAUUAAAUUUAAACAAUGUUUGUAAUACACUGCGUAUGAUUGAUUUAUCACGGUAAUAUCCUGCAGAAAAAUCAAUAUAUACUUUAAUCGCCUUUCAAAUAAAUUGUAAAUACAAA
Drosophila subpulchrella is the source of this 5926-nucleotide messenger RNA. RefSeq names its product gastrula zinc finger protein XlCGF52.1-like. The transcript has 2 exons. The record is from RefSeq and is a predicted model, not a curated record. Bases 694 to 1815 code for a protein of 373 amino acids. Lineage: Eukaryota; Metazoa; Arthropoda; Insecta; Diptera; Drosophilidae.